Messenger RNA from Rhipicephalus microplus (southern cattle tick), 2358 nucleotides. RefSeq names its product adenosine 3'-phospho 5'-phosphosulfate transporter 1 (gene sll). The record is from RefSeq and is a predicted model, not a curated record. Gene Ontology annotation, cellular component: endoplasmic reticulum membrane; Golgi membrane. Gene Ontology annotation, molecular function: 3'-phosphoadenosine 5'-phosphosulfate transmembrane transporter activity. Gene Ontology annotation, biological process: 3'-phosphoadenosine 5'-phosphosulfate transport; transmembrane transport. Lineage: Eukaryota; Metazoa; Arthropoda; Arachnida; Ixodida; Ixodidae.
UGUUCGCAGCUGUCCUGUUUCGUUUUCAGGGUCUUUUACCACUCUGUUCAAGAAACGGAGCGUGUAGGCGGAGUGCAGUCAAGGCAGCGUGGACUUACUCGUAAUCGAGGAAAAGCGAUAGAAAUGGGAACGGGUUCGCACGAAGCAGCUGUCGCGAAAUGAACGUCAACGCGGUGGCGCGCGCUCAAUAGUUUACUAGAGUGGCUUCUCUAGCAGCCGCUCCAUGGCUCCAGCCACCGUAUUUUCUACGACCGGCGACGUCGACAGCGACAGUCUCUGGCGGACGACAGCAACUGGCUACUACGACUGUUUCGUAAAUUACUCGGCUACGCGACCAUCAUCGGCCCGGGAGCUUUGGUCGUAUGCUAUGUGCGGAGGAGCAAGUUCUUGGAAAACAGAGGAGGACCCUUUGCUCGUGUAUUGCGACUAUUCGUGCUGGGACAUGAGCCGGACACCAAGCCAAGCCUCGAGCUGGGAGGGAGCAGCGAACCACAGCGACCACCGAAUCGUUCCUUGCUGUCCGAGGCGUUUGUACUGGCCUACUGUUUUCUGGGUCUGCAGGUCUCUUACCUGACCUGGGGCGUGCUACAAGAGAAAAUCAUGACGCAGAAGUAUUACGAGGUGUUCCCGUUAGAUGGACAGCGGUUCAGUGACUCCCAGUUCCUGGUGUUUGUCAACCGGGUGCUGGCGUUCACGCUCAGUGGGCUGUACCUACUGUUCACACAGCAGCCGCGGCACCUGGCGCCCGUCUACAAGUACUCCUACUGCUCCUUCUCAAACAUCAUGAGCAGUUGGUGUCAGUACGAGGCGCUCAAGUUUGUUGCCUUCCCCACGCAGGUGCUGGCCAAGGCGUCCAAAGUGAUACCUGUCAUGCUCAUGGGACGCCUGGUGUCUCGCAAGAGCUACGACUGGCACGAGUACCUGCUCGCCCUCGCCAUCUCUGUCGGGAUGGGGCUGUUCCUCCUCUCCCGAUCGUCCGGAGGCUCUUCCUCGUCUCCCACGAGCAGCAGCCUCUCCGGGCUCAUCAUCCUUGCCAGCUACCUCAUUCUCGACAGUUUCACCUCCAACUGGCAGUCCGAGCUGUUCCGCACGUACCGCAUGAGCUCAGCGCAGAUGAUGUGCGGUGUAAACUUCUUCUCGUGCCUGCUGACGUUCGUGUCGCUGCUCCAACAGGGAGCGCUCACGGCUUCACUGCGCUUCAUGUUUCGCUUCCACGCAUUCUUCUACGACUGCCUGCUGCUCUCCAUUUGCUCCGCGACGGGUCAGCUCUUCGUCUUCCACACCAUCGCACAGUUCGGACCCGUUGUCUUCGUGAUUGCCAUGACGAUACGACAGGCAGUGGCGGUGUUGCUUUCGUGCCUCAUUUACGGACACCAGCUGGGUGCGCUCGGCAUUGUUGGCGUCCUCAUCGUCUUCGGUGCCGUCUUUUCCAAGAUCUAUCUGCGUCAGCGUGCUGCCUAAUGUCUUCUUGACGCUCAGUAUAACUGACUUGAAAAACAUAUCUCCCAUCCCGAGUGAUUUCAGAAUCUCCUCACUUCGCUGCUAGGUUGUGUUCACUGCUGUCGGUAGACACGAAGCGCUUAGGUUUGCUGGUCGAAACAUUUGCCCGAUCUUGGGGAAGAUACCCAUGGACCUAUCUGUUUCAGCGCCUGCUUGAUCUGCUAAUGCUUCAUUCAGUAUUACUAAACCGCAAACCUCCCCUGCCCAGCCCGCUUCCCUCUCUUAAACAUUCCCUGAUCCUCCUCAAUUGCCGGGUUGCCCUUGUUGCUCAUGGAAGACUUAAUUCAUAGGUGUUUGCCGGUCAGAACAUUGACUUGAUCUCAGGCUUUUUUGUGCUCAAGACUUGUGGCCAGGGCGAAAACCUGCGUACAGUGCAGACUACACCACGAUUCUCAAGUGCAGUCUCGCCCUGCUAUAAUUAGCUCCGAUAACCACACCAGCGCCGCUUCGCAGGAUAUGCGCACUGAAGUCCUACAGAGAGUUCUAACCCGACUUGGACGAUCGAAGGACGGCGGCAGGAGAGAUGCAAAGCCACUGCACCUCAGCGAUAGUUGCUACUGUGCCAUUCCCCUCCACGUGCGGAAUGUGCCAUCCGUCGGUGGAGCUCCCCUGCACUGUCACUUUGUGUGACACCAUCGUGGAUGCAGGUGCACCCCUCCAUUCCACCUGGUGCGUCUGUUGCCAGGAGGUGAACAGCUCCUGAAGCCUCGGAUUGCUGAGACGGGACAGGUGCUGUCGCAUGAGGUCGCGCGACACGACCUGUGUGCCUGGUCCACCGUGGAGUGCUGCGUACAACACGAAUGGGUCGUCGUGCGACCUGCGACAUACAAAUAAAUAUAUGUUCAGUAUUGAUUGAAA